GCCACUUUUGCUGCUACUUCCUUCGGCACGAACAUCCAGUUUCGCAGCAAAUUUCACUUGUGCCACUUCACAGUGCGGACAUUUUUCUUUUGAGGACAAGUACCUACUUUUUGUGUGAAAAUAUCAAAUCUUUUGUGCCAGAAAGUGACUCACUGUUUGAGUUCCAAAAUUCUCUGAGAGCUCAUUAACUGGUGGUAACACUGUGCAGACUUUUCUGGAAAAUUGUGAAAAGUGUUUCAAUUCUAAUUCAUAUGGAACUCGAGGCGAAGGGUGAAAUUUAAGUGAGAAAGGACUCUUGGGUGGAAAAAAAAGUCUCUGCGACCGAAGGGAUUAUGCCGAAUCUCCUAUUCGACCCCAAUCCAGGGGUGAAGCUGACACCAUUGGAAUCAAUGGUGCCAGUCGCUGCGGGUCUCACGGCCGCCGUUGUGCUCGCCGUCAUGACGUGCUACUGUGCCCGUCGUAUCCGACAGCGAAACCGGAAGACUGCCGGUCACGAUGCAACCCUCCCCUUUCAACCACCCAGACGCCCCACGGCUGUACGCUCACCCAGUGGUGCUCCGCCACACUACCUCAAGAAAUCACCAUCACCCACGGGCAUGAAGUCACCACCUGGCGCCCUCCAGUCGCCAUCCGAGCCUCCCACCCAGGUGCGCUAUGCAGAAGAGAGUGAGACAGGUCCCCUGCCACGUAUGGUUGCCCAUGAGACGCGUGCACCUGAGCCCGAGAGCCCUGUUGGGUGUGACCAAGGGGAAUGCGGUGAAUACGGACGAUUGGGUUCCCUUGUAUUCAAGCUACGCUUUCUCAGUGACAAAGGAGCCCUUGUUGUCUCGGUGGUGCGCUGUCGAGGUCUCCCAGGCAAGGGUGGUACCGUGAGCAAUGGCGAUUUAACCGGAGCCAAGAACACCGGCAACACCGAUCCCUACGUGAAGCUCCAGCUACUCCCUGAGAAGCAGCAUAAGGUGAAAACACGCGUUGUGAGGAAUACUCGCAAUCCAGUCUACGAUGAGGAUUUCACCUUCUACGGGCUCUCACUGGCUGAAUUGGGUGCCAUGUCCCUCCACUUUGUCGUUCUCAGCUUUGAUCGGUACUCACGCGAUGAUGUCAUCGGUGAAGUAAUCUGCCCACUCUCCAGUGUGGAAUUGAAUCAAAUAGAAAAUCAGCAGGUUGCAUUCAGCAAAGAGAUCCAACCAAGGAGCCUCAAGAUUCGUGCUCAGGGACGUGGUGAGCUCCUUAUUUCACUUUGCUGGCAACCAGCAGCUGCAAGACUCACAGUUGUUCUGCUAAAGGCCCGAAAUCUACCACGAAUGGAUGUGACUGGUCUUGCUGAUCCAUACGUUAAGAUUUAUCUUCUCUACAAUGGCCAGAGAAUUGCCAAGAAGAAGACGCACGUGAAGAAGAGGACACUUAGUCCCGUAUUCAACGAGAGCUUUGCAUUUGAUAUUCCAACAACUGAAGGAGCUGGAGCUACAUUGGAUGGGGUUGCCCUCGAAUUGAUGCUCCUCGACUGGGAUCGUGUCACGAAGAAUGAGGUGAUUGGUCGAUUGGACUUGGGUGGGCCACGGUGCACGGGUACAACACUCAAUCACUGGAAUGAGGUUUGUAAUUCACCAAGGCGACAAAUUGCCGAAUGGCACAAAUUAGUAGAAUAAAUGAGAGAGAGCCAAAAAGGAAAAAUAAUAGAUUGAGCACACCACCCCCACAUUAUUAUUUUUUUUGGCUAUCGAAUGAAUAAACAAAACAAUCUCCUUCCCAUAAGUUGAAUGAAAAUUCAAAUAAGAAAAGAAAAAGAAACUAGUUCUGGAAAGAAGGAGAACUCAAAUUAAAACCAAAGAGAGAAUACUAAAAGAAAAAGAAAACUUGCAUUAUAUAAACAAACCUAUUAAUGAGAAAACCAAUAGGGUGGAUACUGAGCAAGGAAAAUAACUAAAAAUAAAUAUAAAUUAAUGGAGGAAUGAUAUAAAUUAAACUGAAGCUUCUCAAUAUAUACAGGUUUUUGUCUACAGAAUAUAUUAUCAAUAACGAAAGUAAAAGAUAUAAUACAAGAAAGAAAAAUGAAUAAUAAUCUCUUUGAAAAUGAAAUACUACAGAUAUACCAAAAAAGAUACUAAAUUAUUUUAAAAAUUUGCUUCUGUGUGUCAAAUACAUAUUUGUACAAAAGAAAAAGAAGACAUGAAAAAUUUUAUUUUAUUUUAUCACAAAAAGGCAAUGUGGUUGACAUAAAAUAGUUGGUAAGUUCAUUAAAAAAAAGAAAACUUCGAAAGUGGGUCAGUGAGAACAUAAAAAAGGGUGACGAUGUCAUAGAAAAUGGGAAUCCUUUAUGCAUUGAAGUUAUGGAUAGGACAAAAUUUAAUUCUCACAAAGCCCCAUCAUCUUACGUAGUUUCUAAGUGAGAUAACAUCCAUAUAGAGAGAGAAAUUGUAUAAUCACAAGCAAAAGAGAUUAUAAAAUCUGUAUGUGAAAGCUACUGCAAAAAUUCUAUUCAAAAAAUUUAACUCAAAAAUUUAACAAAAAAAAAAUCUAAAAAUGAAAGCACAAAGAAUUUUCCGCAGUUUUCUCACACAAAAGGGAAAUAUUUUUCUCAUUAAGUCUUUUGUUUUAUUUUUAUUGUUGCCUAUACUCUCAAUAGAAUAAAUAAGAAAUCAAUAAGGAUACACUUAAGUGUUUGCUGAUGGUAAAAAAGGAAGAAAAAAAAAAUAUCAGAAAGUAUUGAGUAAAAGGGAAGAGAUGCAUGAGCACAACAUACAAUAUUUAGAAAUGCUUUUAGUUGAAUAGUUUUUACAUAAAAUGCCAGAGCUGAAUAUAUAAAUAUUGUACAAUUCUGAUAAUAUCCGAUAUCAUGGGUUAGAGAGCAAGAUGACGAUGAAAAGAGAUGGUAUAUUUUUGUGGGAAAAAAAGAAUAAAAAACUUCCUCGAAAUUGAGCAUAGGAUAGGAAGAAAAAUUUUUCCUUAGAAAUUUCUUUUACUUUGGAAAAAGAGAUGAUUUAGAAGGAAAUUGAAUAUGAACGAGUCUUUUGGAAAGUUUCCUUAAGAAAGUAUUUAUCUUUGAAAAAUUCAACGAGCUUUCUACAAAUAUUUUUUCAAACUUCUUUUUUCUCCUCAAACUAUUUGCAGAAAACAGGUACAUUUUAUGGCACAUAAAAUUGUGAUCAAAAGACGUAGUUUUGUGGGAAUAAUAAAUAAUUUAUUUUAUGGAAUGGUUGAGCUAUGAAAGAGAAUGUCAUCUCAAUGCCAAGAUGAAGGAAAUUCAUUGAGGAAAAAUUUAAUUAAAAAUUGUGAAAGCAGAAAGAAAGCAUUCUCACCUUUCUUUUGCGUGGUCAAGCAGGAAUUAAUGUGCUAUACAUUCACCCUCCUCCUCCCCCUGCGAAGGUGAUACUUUUUGAGAAAAUAAAUUGUAAAUGGUUAGUUAUAUAACUUUGUGUUUGCACAAAAAGAAAGGAAAACACAUCCAUUUUUUCUAAAUGCAUCCUUUUUCAAUUCAUCACUUCCUACGGCACAUUCCAUAGAAUUCCUUAAUCCUCCUUGUUGUAAAUAUUUGCGUAAAAUGUUAAAUCAUUGAUUUUUUUAAAUGAAUUUAUUGAAAGGACGUUAUGCACAAUUCUAUGGGUCAAGUUCGGGAAAAAUUUCAUUAAUUGUUGGUAGCUAAUUUCCGGGAAAUUCUUAUAAAAUUUUGAUUUUACUGAUUAAAAAAGAAAUUUUCAAAGAAAUAAAACACGAAUUGUGAAAGACGUUUCGGAGAUGUAUGUCUCCUUCUUCAGGUAUGCAAAAGAAUUAUGUACAACGUUUUUGAAAUGCUUCUCAUUUUCAUUUAGAAUUGAAUUAUUUUUAAAACAAAAGCUUUCUUUUAAAUUAAAUUCUAACAACAUUAUUUUUUAUUGUACAAUUUUUCCAAAGGAGUUUAUUCAUUUUAGUACGAGAGAAACAAUGAGAAAACGAGUAUUAUUGUAAAAGGAACAAAUAACAAGAAAUUCUCAAAAAGACAUUCCAUUUUCCACAGUUAUCAGCUUGAGGAAACCGGCAAGAUUUUCCCAAAAAUGCAAACAAUGACGUCUAUAACUUUCUCCAUAAAUUGUGCAUAAAGUCCUUUUCUGUAGGUCGUUAACUGGGGUGACUUGUUGAUGUGUUGGCUGAGUAAAUGCAAUUUUUUUCAAAACUCUAAAGUCGUUACUAGAAUAUUAUGAUAUAUAUCUAUAAUAUAGAGAAAUUAAAAAAAGAAAAGUAAUAGUAUUUAGUAGAAUGUUUUACUGUUUGCUUCUCUACUGGACUAGGCUGUAAAUUGCAAAGAAAAAAAGUUAAAAAAAAACUCUUUUCAUCAAAAGUCACCCCUAUUUCCGAUAGUUUAAUAAUUUUUUGUACAUUAUUUUUUUAAUAAAUGAAAUAUUCCCCCUCUCUGUUCCAUCCAUGAUGAGGUAUUAAUUUAGAUGAAAAAAAAAGAAAGCAUUUAAAUGCAAAAUUAAAUGGAUCACAUUAAUGGAAUAAUUUGUAGAUUGAAAUUGAAGAUAUUAUUGCUAUAUACUUCAGAAAAAAAAUUAUAUUGAUCCAUAUUAUAAUGAUUAUACAGAAAUAAAGAAAAAAAAGUGAGAACUAAAA
Lutzomyia longipalpis is the source of this 4587-nucleotide messenger RNA. It is a transcript of the gene Syt4, whose product is annotated as synaptotagmin-11. Gene Ontology annotation, cellular component: membrane; synapse; axon. NCBI's taxonomy places the organism in Eukaryota, Metazoa, Arthropoda, Insecta, Diptera, Psychodidae. The record is from RefSeq and is a predicted model, not a curated record. The coding region runs from base 333 to 1649 and encodes 438 amino acids. Gene Ontology annotation, molecular function: calcium ion binding; calcium-dependent phospholipid binding; phosphatidylserine binding. Gene Ontology annotation, biological process: regulation of dopamine secretion; regulation of calcium ion-dependent exocytosis; vesicle fusion. The transcript is spliced from 4 exons.